Molecule: messenger RNA, 1625 nt
Organism: Nerophis lumbriciformis (worm pipefish)
Lineage: Eukaryota; Metazoa; Chordata; Actinopteri; Syngnathiformes; Syngnathidae
Source: RefSeq, a predicted model, not a curated record
GAAGACCGCAUGCUAUGGUUGUUCGGAGAUUCUUCCAAUUCACGAUCUUAAAGUCAUAUGAUUCACAGCAAAUAUAGCAACAAAUAUCUAAAUUCGCAUUUUCCAAAGCCACGAAACGUGCAUUGAGUUUGGAGCGAUAUGUGAAGUGAAGAUUGAAGACGUGAUAGAAGAUGGACGACUACUGCUAUGCUAAGAUGGCGACGUCCGCUAAAAGAGAACAUGAAAGAGAAUCAACUUCCAGCAAAUCACCAACGGAGAUAAAGACGAAAGAUGAAGACGUCCAGCAGCUGAUCGGUAAUCCAGAAGAAGUUUCCCCUCAGUUAGGGGGGAGCUCCACUUUGAAGCAGGAGACUCCACAACCACCCUGCAUUAAAAAGGAAGAGGAGGAACUCUGCAUCACUCAGGAGGGAGAGUGUCUUCUAGGACGAGAGGAAGCUGAUUACACCAAGUUUCCACUGAAUAUUCUCUUUGUGAAGACUGAAGAUGAUGAAGAGAAACCACAAGUAGACAACCUCUUAGCUCCACUAUCAGAUAGUGAGGCUGAAGACGAGGUUGAAGAACCUUUGAGCAGCGACACAGACUGUGAAGGUGAUAUGAGGACUCACACUGACAACAAACACUCUGAAUGCUCUUCAAAGAAAAGAGGUAAAACAUAUUUGAGCUGCUCAGUUUGUGCUGAAAGUUUUACUAAAGAGAGCCGUUUGACUCGACACAUGAGAACACACACAGGUGAAAAACCAUUUAAUUGUUCAGUUUGUGGCAAAAGCUUUUCUCAAAAUAGCCAUUUGACUCAACACAAUAGAAUACACACAGGAGAAAAAAACUUUAACUGUUCAAUUUGUGGUAAAAACUAUUAUUUUAAGAGCCGUUUGACUCGACACAUGAGAACACACACAGGUGAAAAACCAUUCAGUUGUUCAAUUUGUGGCAGAAGCUUUUCUCGAAAUUGUGGUUUGACUCAACACAUGAGAACACACACAGGUGAAAAACCAUUCAUUUGUUCAGUUUGUGGCAAAAGCUUUUCUCAAAAUUGUGGUUUGACUGAACACAUGAGAACACACACAGGUGAAAAACCAUGUAAGUGUUCAGUUUGUGGCACAACAUUUUCUGUUAAUAAGAGGUUGGCUGAACACAUGAGAACGCACACUGGUGAAAAACCAUUUAGGUGUUCAGUUUGUGGCACAACAUUUUCUGUUAAGAAGAGGUUGACCGAACACAUGAGAACACACACAGGUGAAAAACCAUUUAAUUGUUCAAUUUGUGGCAAAGGCUUUUCUGUUAAGAGGAAUUUGACUCAACACAUGAGAACACACACUGGACUAAGACCAUUUAAUUGUUCAGUUUGUGGGAAAAGCUUUCCUAAUAAUAGCUCAUUGUGUCUACACAUGAGAACACACAGAGGUGAAAAACCAUUUAGUUGUUCAGUGUGCUGUAAAAGGUUCACACGUAAUACAGACGCAGUAAACCACAUAAGAACACACAAGGGAAAAUAACCAAUUAGCUGUUUAGUUUGUGGUAUGUUGCUCAUAUGUGGCGACAUCCACCCUACCCAGGACCUCCUCACUGCUUCUUUCACAAAUAUCUGAGGUAUUCAUACAAACUUGGAUUAGUUAAAGCAUAAUCUU